GCCCCUCAUAAGUCAUAACCUCACCUCUCAUCCACUCUGACCAACUGAGGAGCAAUAACAAUUGCACAAUGUCUGCCGCUAAGUGUCUGGUGUCUCUGAUGGUGGUGCUGGUGGCUGCAGUGUGCGUGGUCCAUGCACAGGAGAGGAUUCAGAUGUGUGGGAGAGAGCUGAUACGUCUGGCCGUGUCGUCCUGCGGUAACUCUCGGCUGAGGAGAAGCAUCCCGGACGUAGCACAUGGGCAGCAUCAAUACACCUCCUACUGGAACCAGGCCGCCUCCGCAGAGGAGCUCCAGGCUGCAGAGAUGGACCACAUCUCUACAGAGUCUGACGGGGAGAAGGGUGUCUCCACCUUGGUUCCUCACUGGUACCCCAUGUCCUCUCGGAUGAGACGAGCUACUGGGAAAAUAUCUGAUAUUUGCUGCGAGAAAGGAUGCAGCAUGAAAGAGUUGAUCCAGUUUUGCUAGAUGUAGCUCCCUACUUGUCAUACAAUAAAAAUAUUGUCUUAAAAUGUUCUGAUCUGUUGUUUAAAGGAACCUUUACUAAGUUGCCUUAUCCUUGAGAAGAAUGAUUUGCUAUAUUUCCAAUGAUGUAGCAUUCUAGCAAACACUUCACAUUAUAGAUACUUGAUCAUAUUUCAUAAAAAUAACUAUUUAUUACAUCCCAUACUGCAGGGAAAAAAAUAACAUCACUCAAAUUGAAAUGGAAAUUGUUGUUUAUUUUGUGUUAAUAUAAUUUAUUCUCUGUAUAAUUGUAGAAGUUUAUUUGCAGCCCUCAAACUGCACUGUAAUAAAGCUUUUGAUGAUUAUU
Sebastes umbrosus (honeycomb rockfish) is the source of this 807-nucleotide messenger RNA. Its product is annotated as insulin-like peptide INSL5. Lineage: Eukaryota; Metazoa; Chordata; Actinopteri; Perciformes; Sebastidae. The record is from RefSeq and is a predicted model, not a curated record. Gene Ontology annotation, molecular function: hormone activity; G protein-coupled receptor binding. Gene Ontology annotation, cellular component: extracellular region. Gene Ontology annotation, biological process: adenylate cyclase-inhibiting G protein-coupled receptor signaling pathway. Bases 69 to 464 code for a protein of 131 amino acids. The transcript is spliced from 2 exons.